AUGGACAAUCGUGAUGCCAAACCGCCCAUCCUCGUCAUCGGGGGCACCGGCACCGUCGGUAGUCGUCUUGUGCAGCACCUCUCGAGCCGGUGCUACCCGGUGAUCGCGGCGUCUCGGAGCCGCAGCCAGACCGACGGCCACGACCACGGCAUCGUCUUCGACUGGCACGACCAUAGCACGUGGUCCAACCCGUUCAGAGCCGCCGCCGGGCCCCUCCGCGCCGUUUACAUAGUAGCGUCGCCCGUCGUGGACUCGGCCCCCAUCAUGAUGGAGUUCAUCGACUUUGCGCGCGACAAAGGCGUCCGUCGCUUCGUGCUGCAGAGCUCGUCGGCGACCGAGUCGGGCGGCCCGGCCGUGGGCAAGGUGCAUGCGUACCUCCGCGAGCUUGGCCAGCGAGGCGAGGUUGACUGGGCUGUGUUACGGCCGACCUGGUUCCAGCAAAACUUUGGGGAGCAGCCGUUCUACAUAAAAUCUAUCAAGGACGAGAGCAGGCUGUACUCGGCCACGAGUGACGCAAAGAUCCCGUGGGUGUCUGCCGACGAUAUUGCGGCUGUUGCGGCAAAGUGUCUGACGAGCCCGGAUCCGCCCAACACAGAAUACCUGGUGCUCGGGCCCGAGCUGCUGUCCUACAGCGAUAUCGCCGACAUCCUGACUAAGGUGCUCGGGAGGAAGAUCGUGCACGUGGACCUGUCGCGGCGGGAUCUCGAGAAGCGCCACCAGUCCUUCGGCAUGCCCGAGGAGUCGUUCAAGAUGAUGGGCGCGCUACAGACGUCCAUCAAGUUUGGGUCUGAGAACCGCACCAACGACGCCAUCCUGACCCUCACCGGCGCGGCCCCCAAGAUGUUUGCCGAGUACGCCGAGUCGGCCAAGGCCAUCUGGGAACCGGGCGAUCCUAGGAAACACAUUGACGUCUACGCCUAG
Molecule: messenger RNA, 921 nt
Organism: Lasiosphaeria miniovina
Lineage: Eukaryota; Fungi; Ascomycota; Sordariomycetes; Sordariales; Lasiosphaeriaceae
Exons: 3
Coding region: 1-921 (306 amino acids)
Source: RefSeq, a predicted model, not a curated record